AUGGCUCACAGAAGUGCCGCCAAGCUAAUACUGGCUCUCAUAUCGCUGUUUUGCGUUCUUCAGAUGCUGGAAUGUGGAGUAGUGGAUAGACAACCCCGGGCAUAUAAACAGUACAACACCGAACCACAGAAGAGACCGUUCUGCAAUGCAUUCACCGGCUGUGGUAAGAAGCGUUCGUCCGCAUCGAGUCCACCGAGUGCUGCAGCAGCCGCAGCCGCCGCUGCCAUGCUCCAGCGUCACAUGCAGAACGUGGAAGCGAACCGAAAGGACCGGCUGAGCAGUGAUUUCGACCCGAACGAAGAGUCGAUCAGCAGUCUGCUCGAUCUCAACACGGAACCGGCGGUCGAGGAUCUGCUGCGACAGAUCAUGUCCGAGGCGAAACUAUGGGAAGCGAUCCAGGAAGCGAAUCGGGAGAUUUACCUGCAGAAAUCAGGCGUCAAGGAGCAGCGUAACGAUUUCCCGCUGACGUUCAGCACGCAGUAA
Molecule: messenger RNA, 483 nt
Organism: Anopheles marshallii
Lineage: Eukaryota; Metazoa; Arthropoda; Insecta; Diptera; Culicidae
Gene: CCAP
Product: cardioactive peptide
Exons: 2
Coding region: 1-483 (160 amino acids)
Source: RefSeq, a predicted model, not a curated record